Messenger RNA from Polychytrium aggregatum, 739 nucleotides. RefSeq lists its product as uncharacterized. The transcript is spliced from 3 exons. The record is from RefSeq and is a predicted model, not a curated record. Lineage: Eukaryota; Fungi; Chytridiomycota; Chytridiomycetes; Polychytriales. The coding region runs from base 81 to 425 and encodes 114 amino acids.
CCAUCGCACCAUCGUUCCAUAGCACCAUCGCACCGUCGCACCAUCGCCGUUGCGUGUCCCCAGUCCACUUUGCACAGCGAAUGUCUCAGUCUACACCGACCGGCCCUGCCGACCAGAGCAACUCCUCCUGGACCGACCUGAGCGAUCCCGACGUCCAGCGCCGCAAGCGAUCUGUCGAUGCCAAGUUCGGUGUCGGUGCUUGGGAGCGGGCCUCGAAGCAGGUCAACCCCCACCGAUGCCAUCUCCACAUGCACGAUGCGAUUGUCUCGCUUCAGCGCAUGGAUUGGUCAAGCGACACCUUCCGGCUGUUCUACGAAUGUCUGAGGAGCAAGCCAGGAGAGGAGCCGGCGAGGGCUCCCCCCGAGCGCCUGCCCUUCACCCAGCAUUCGGAGCCAACCUUUUCCAAGCGAGACCCUUCCUCUUGAACCGCACCCAGCCGUCGCUGCCGACUCAUCUCCGGCCAAUAUCCAAUAAAAGGAAAAAAAGCCCCUUCUGCCCCGCUCGCCUUGGUCUUCAAUGAAGGCUGGUCCAUGGACUCAGGACAAGGCAAACUCGGAUAUGCAAUGGCAUCCAUUCGCCAAGAUGCCGCUGAUCGUCCGUCAGCCAACCGAACGGCUGUGCUGAUUCGACCACUUUCGCAAGCGGCGUUCAGCUUCCACUUUCGAUUCUGAAAGACAGCGGCCUAGCGAUAGCCCAUACUAGGAGUGGCCAGCUGGCCUUGGAUCUUGAGUAUCAGCGC